CCCCAUCUGAUUUCGUUGGGUUUCAGCCGCAGCUUUGCCUUGCGUGCAACAUGGAUGCAUGCGAGCUGAACUUUUCGCCCGAUGGCGCCCAAAGGCCGCACUGGUCAUGCUGCGACACCCGGAGAGAAGAUGGAGCGGCGGCCAAUGGCGCUGCGGCCUCCGCAGACGGCGGCGGAGGACCUCGCGACGCUCUGCGAGGCUCAGUGUGCGCCCCGUGGCCGCCCCAUCGAGCUGAGCUCUGAGACCAGCGCCGAGAGCGACGAAGCCACGGGUCCGCUGCACCCGAGCGCUUGGGCUGCUAGCGCGGCUGCGAAGGCGCCCAAAGUGGCAGAGCCGAAAGGGAGAGCCGCAGGACGGUGCGGAUCACGGCGGCAUGCCCCGAGGUCCGGGCGGUGCACAGCGCCAAAGGCGCGGCAGCUGCCGGAGACCCCCAGGCUCGACGGGGACGUGCAGCGACUCGCGGUGGCAUUGCGCCAGCCGCCCCAAGAGCGAAGCCGACCCAGCACCGAGCGAGGUCCCAUUUCCAGUAGGCCUGUGGUCUCAGCCAGCCUGCGGCCGCCCAGGCCGGCGCCCAGCCCAGGACCGGAAUCUUCAGGUUCAGGUUGGUACAGCCCAUUGCCCACUGCCAGCCGUUUCAAGGACCUGCGCCGGGACUCCAGCGUACGGAAGGCCUCGCUGCCAGACGUGAGCAAGACUAUGGGCUUUGAGAAUGUCCGUCAGGCGUGGGGCGCGGAGAGGGAAGUUCGCCAGGCCGAGGGCGCGCCGGGCAUGAAGGAGACCUCGCGGAAGCUGCGGCGCCGGAACGCCCAGCUGGAGACCAUCGCCCAGCGCGUGGCGAAUGACGGCGCGAAGCAGAUGAAGAAUCUAGGCUUGACGAUGCAGAAGAAGGUGCACCACGAGCUGAGCCCCGAGGAGCAGAUGCCGGACCGCGUGGGCAAGCUGGCCAAGCAGCUCAGGAUCCCGCUGGACAUGAUGAAGCAGGCGUACGAUACCUUCCUGGAGAUUUGUCUGAGGCCGGACGACCCCAUGGCGGUCAAGGGCGUCAAGACGAACAAGAAGGGGGAGCUGUUGGACGAAGACCUGGACGUGUUCAAGGAGGGGUCCGUGAAUUUGGAGGGCUUCUCCAAGGUCAUCUGCAAGCUGAUAGGCUGCCACAGCACCGCCGAGCUGCCACCGGGGCUCAUCCAGCAGAGUUUCCAGGAUGCAGAUGCCAAGGCCGAGAAGGCCGUGACCUUCUUGGACUUCGCCUUCUGGUACUCCAGGCACUUCUUCAACGAGACCAUGCUCUUGACCAACGCCCAGAUGGAAGUCCGCGAGCUGGCCCGAAAGUACGAGUUGCCCAUCAUCGAGGUGGAGCAGUACAAGAAGAAGUUCGACUUCUUCGAUGAGGACAGCAGCGGCUACAUCGACUACGCGGAGUUCAGGACGCUGCUGAACGCUCUGGUGAAGCUGCCUGGGAACUGCGAGCUGCCGCCCAGCCGGGUGCAGCAGUUCUGGGCGGAGGCGGACCGGGAGCGGAAGGAGGCGGUGUCCUUCGAGGGCUUUCUGAUCUUCUUCUACAGGUACUUCAACCUCAGCACCCCCUGUGCUUGCCCUUUCCGAGAGUACUACCGAGGCAUCCGGCGUGUGCCGGUGGCGCACGUGUGAGCGCGUGCUUUCGCGGUUAGGAUGGAACCAGCGAAAG
Molecule: messenger RNA, 1684 nt
Organism: Effrenium voratum
Lineage: Eukaryota; Dinophyceae; Suessiales; Symbiodiniaceae
Source: the annotation of a GenBank genome assembly